This is a messenger RNA of Perognathus longimembris pacificus (Pacific pocket mouse), 4635 nucleotides long. RefSeq names its product spermatogenesis-associated protein 31D4-like. The record is from RefSeq and is a predicted model, not a curated record. NCBI's taxonomy places the organism in Eukaryota, Metazoa, Chordata, Mammalia, Rodentia, Heteromyidae.
AUGGAGAAGAUUCUCUCUUUUCUGAAUAGCAGUACUGAGUCAUGGAUGAUUAGCUUAGCUUUUUUGGCUAUUGACCCCUCAUACACCUUUCCGGGUGCUGUGGGGGUCCUGAUUUUGUAUUUGUGUUACCGGCUGUUCAUACAAAUCUAUUCAACCCUUUGGAUCCAUGCAUACAUUCAAAAGAGACUCCUGCUAUAUUACAUUUAUUACACUUCUGGUUUUCCAGGUCGGAGAAGUUUCCAGAGAGAAAUUGAAGAGGGGAAGAAGCUUCUUUCUAUUUUGAAAAGCCCAGUGAAUCAAUAUGAUGAUGUCCCCUCUUUUCGGAAAUUGCUGUGUUCAGACCCCCUCUGUCAUGUAUGUAACAGAACCACUGCUAAGGUCAGUCGUCUACUCUCUAGGGCCUCCCUGGAAAAAGAUGCUGUCUCAGUGUCUGGUUUGGCUUCCACAGCUUCUAUGAAAAAGUCACCCUUCACUUGUUCGACAAACCCUCCAGAACAUUCUACUCCAGCCACUUCACCUGAACCUUGCCUCUCAUCCUCUUCCAAUGUCUCUCUUAACAAAGUCACCUCCUUUAAGAACUUACCUCCACCCCCACCACCAGGAGAGAGACUGUUAUCGUCUGUUUCUCCCUUGGAUUCCCAAUUAUGUGUGGACCCCUACCUACCCAGAAUUUCCCCUUGCCCAUGUAAUACUGAGGAAACAGGUCUCAUGCUCAGACAAGAUACCUCCUUGUGUCUGGUAGACAGCCUUGAUGUGUUGCCUACUUAUGACCUAACAAUCACUUAUGACCCAACCACCACAGACAUUGACCGUUCAAGCCUCUCUAUGUCCAAACUCUCCAUGCUUCAGCCCCAUGGUGAUCACUUGCCUCCACCCAGCUUGGCACAGUGUCAUAGGGACCAAGAGCUUCCUGACCUUGUAAAUUCUUUCGAGGAAGACACCACAACCUACAUCAUAAAUGCGGAAACUCCCUCAUUUAUGUGCUCUGAUGUCCUGACACUGCUGGAGAGACAGAUCCGAAAGAGAGGUGAUUUCUUGAUGUCAGAGGAUAAGGAAGAUAAAACACAAUCUUUCCCCAAACAAUCAAAGCCAGAGUGCCAGCCGAAUGUUUCAAGGGAAUUGUUACAGUCUGUUGCUGAUCAGCAAGACUCAACAGUCUCUCUCCCAUUUGCAAGCAGCACAGGCAAAUUGGGGAUUUUUCACAUGCACCAGCAGCAGCCCCUAUGUCCAAAGGUCUUUGAGGACCAUUCAGAGAAAAAGUCUACCCAGCUCUUCUGGGGUCUCCCAUCACUACACUGUGAGUCCCUGAGCUCUACUGUCCCUGCCUCAGGUGACUGUCCCUCAACCUGCUUCAAUCGAAUUAUUCAUGCCUACAGCACCCGUAAGCCCACAGUAAUUUCUUGCCGAACAACUCUGUCCUUGCCUCAGAUUCACCUUCAAGCGUUGUCUGAAGCCAUUCUCCAAUCUCCAUCUCAUCAUCUCCCUUCUGACCAAUUCCAGGUCCAGCUUGAAUCCCCACUCCCAGUCGUGCCACCUUCUGGAUCUCAGCUCUGCACCUGUGGAGUGUGUUUUCACAUGCCUCAGAGUGAGGCACAGCUUCUUACACCAUCUCAAAUUGAUUCUCUAGAAUAUAAUGUGCUACAGAAAGUUCAGAAAAACAUAUGGGGUUUACCCCCUAUCAUCCAAAAAUCCCAGGAAGACUUUUGUCCUCCAGCUCCUCAAUUUUCAUUUGCUAAACAGGCUUGUAAUUCCCAUGAUUCUUCAGUCUCCAUAUCUCCUGGAGACUUUCCUCUUGACCAUGAGCUCCGGAAAAAACUAGAGCAUCACCUUCGAAAGAGGCUCAUCCAGCAUCGCUGGGGCUUGCCUCAUAGGAUCAUUUCAUCUUUGUCACUGAUGAGUCCUCUCACAGACAUUCCUCAAAACACUGAGACAAAGAGUAGCUAUGGACUCACAUGGAUUCCUAGUUUUACACAUUCCAGCAGCAAAGACUUAAACAAAGUUGAAUUGAAACAGUCAGAAAAGCAUCAGGAGCAGCUCCAUGAGAGGAGCUCAGAGAUACCUUCUCCAGAGAAGGAAGUGAAGGAACAAGGACCCCAUUCACAGACCGGACACAUUGAUCAUCCGUUGAGUCACCCAAAGGUGGCUCCAGAUGAUCUUCCAGUACCUGACACUCAUACAGACCAAGAAAGACUUUUAGGUAGUCAUGCAGGGUAUAACUCAAGCACCUUAGAGGCAAGUCGACAACGGAGGGAGGCCCUGGAAGUACAUUUGGGCAAGAAAUUCAAUGAAAUCAGUAAGGGUCGGACCCCAGAAACUGUGCAAGUUUCAAGGCAUUCUGUCAAAAUGAAAUUUUCCGAGAAUUUCCCCAGCCAAAUGAAAGAGAAAGAUGUGAUGCCAUUGGAGAGAAAGGACAGCAGCUUGUGCUCUUUCCCUUAUGGUGAAAGGCAAAAGAUUUUGGAGGAUCAUAUGAAAAUUUUUCAUUGGAGAAUGGUGAAUGGCCUUCCACAGAAGGUUCAGGAAUCCAUAGAAAUAUUCAGUGUAAAAGAGUUUCAAACACAUUCUCAUUUACAAACUCCAUCCUCAGACUUUCUUAUUUCUGGGGCAGAUUCUAAAAUUGAGGCCUCUGGGCCCCUAAUAGGACACAAUGAGAACACAAUGAAAACAACAGAUGUCCCUGUUGUGGAUAAUUCCCUCUCUGCCACCUUACCUCUGGGCAAAAGAGGACAGGAGAUUCUACAGAAAUCACCCUUAAAUACCAUUCGUCAGUUUACAGAGAACAACUUGACAGUUGAAGACAACAAACCCAUGGUUAACAGCAUAGAUAAAGCUGGUCAAAAAGAGGCUGUGGACAGCUCAAUGCUGUCCAGAAGACAAGCUGGAACUGAACCUGAGAAACUAGAUAAGAAUGAGGGUUCCAGCAAUAAUGCCAAAAAGUUUCAGAGAAAAACAAAGAAUUUACCACAUUUUCCUAUGAUUGACAAGUCCAAGGAGCUAGUCAAAGCAAAACAACUCCACAGUUCUAAAUCACAACCUAAUACCUUCAUGACCAAGGAGUCAGGGAGUUCCCCAGUGACAAAUGUGACCUCUCAUAAAGUAGAAACUACACCGACUACUGAAAAUUCCCCAACAAGAACCUCAGUUCCUGAUUCUGUAUCAGCAGAACUUAAAAAUAAUCUGAUUAAUGAGUUGAAGUUAAAACUGGAGAACAGGAAGCAGAGGCAUGUUCAGGAAGCUCCUGCUGACCCAUCCCCAACUGUCCAGGGGACAAUCCAGACCUUGCUGACUAAUCACCAGGGUGUCCCCAGUGGGGACACAUCAGCCUCCCAGGUAUUUCAUGUUCAGUCGUGCAACACAGGGACUAGUAUGCAGCAGCAGCAGCAGCAGGAGCCAUGGGUCCCUAGCCACAUGAUUCCCAAAUGCCAGAACAAGAAUUCUCUCGCAACAAUCCAGACCUUGCUUACUCAUCACCAGGUUGUUUCCAGUGGGGACACAGCAGCUUCCCAGAUACUUCAUGUUCAAUCACACAACAGAGGGACCAGCAAGCAGCAGCAGCAGGAGCCAUGGGUCCCUAGCCACAUGAUUCCCGAAUGUCAAGAUAAGAAUUUCCCAUUGGCAAUGCAGACCUUGCUUACUCAUGACCAGGGUGUCCCCAGUGGGGACACAGCAGCCUCACAUGUACUUCAUGUUCACUUGUGCAACAAAGAGACUGGUAUGGUGCAGCAGCAGGAGCCAUGGGUCCCCAGUCACAUUAUUCCCAAAUGCCAGGACAAGAACUCCCCCUCAACUACAAAGAAAGUGAACCCUAAGGCAUCCAAACCGUGUGAACUUGGUGGAGGGGAUGCAGGGCUGGAGAAAUCCCAACUGAGAAGGAAGAGCCGCCCUCCUCCAGACAGGUCAGAGAAGACACUGCAGAGCAAGUCUUCCCUUGCCCUGUCACCAAAGGGAAAGCCUCCUCCUGAAAACAGUUUCAGAAACCAGGUUAAACAAUUUUUUCAAUGGCUUAGCCCUGGCACAAAACUCAAAGGGCAAGAAAGUUCUUUAGGGAAGGGCAGCUCUUCAUCUGCACUAGCCAGAAGUCUAGGUAAAACUGCCUUUUCUAGAAACACAAAAUCCCAGAAAGUCACAAAAGAUGUUGAUCAGGUCCUACUGGAGAAACAGGGGUGCAGGAGGCAUGCAGUAGAUGUCACCUGCCCCAAAGGGCCCAUUUCUUCCUCUGUGAAGUUUGAAAAGACCCAACAAAAGGUAGAGCUAAAGGCCCAAACAGAGAAGCUCCAGAGAGACACCUCAAAUUACAAGGCUACCUACUCUAAAGUAAUCAAUAGUUCUUCCAGUCAAGAAGCUGCCACUGCUACUCAGCAUAAUCCUAUGAGAAAUAGAUGCAUCAAAGAUAGGGCCAGACAGCCCCAGAAAAAUGUGCCAUCGCAGGACCAGGCAUUACGUCAAAGGCAUCCAGAAUCCAUGCCCUACAAGGAGCAAGGACCCAAGCAAACACCAACUACCCGUAAGCGCCAACUUGGUCAAGUGCCCCCAGCUGCCCCUACCUUUGCAGAAGGUACCGUGUUGGGAGAUUUGUCCCUCUUAUUCAAACAGAAGAAGCUUUUCCAGAAUUUUCAGAGGGCGCUUCCUUCCUCCUAA